This is a messenger RNA of Magnolia sinica, 1114 nucleotides long. RefSeq names its product proteasome subunit beta type-4-like. The transcript is spliced from 7 exons. Gene Ontology annotation, cellular component: nucleus; proteasome core complex; proteasome core complex, beta-subunit complex. The record is from RefSeq and is a predicted model, not a curated record. Lineage: Eukaryota; Viridiplantae; Streptophyta; Magnoliopsida; Magnoliales; Magnoliaceae. The coding region runs from base 145 to 882 and encodes 245 amino acids.
CUAAAUACGCAGUCGGACUAUCAAAUAGCUCCUCAUUUGAGAAAGGCUCUCUCUUUUGUUCGUCGACAGAUCCCAAAGAACUUCAGGGAUUUCGUUCUCUCUUUCUUCCUUGAAUCUUCUGCUCCUUGUGUAUAUAUCGGAAAAAUGGACUCGCUUGCUUCUGCUGCAGCAAGAGAUGCUUCGGAGAUCUUUGAAAUGGGUUCAGAAAGGACUCUGUAUCCAUAUGUCACUGGCACGUCAGUAAUAGGCAUCAAAUAUAAAGAUGGAAUUCUCAUGGCUGCUGAUAUGGGAGGUUCCUAUGGAUCUACUUUGAGAUACAAGAGUGUGGAGCGAUUGAAACCUAUUGGCAAACAUUCUCUUCUUGGUGCAAGUGGGGAGAUAAGUGAUUUUCAGGAGAUCUUGCGUUAUCUCGAUGAGCUUAUCUUAUAUGAUAAUAUGUGGGAUGAUGGGAAUUCGUUGGGACCUAAAGAAGUUCACAGCUAUUUGAAUCGGGUGAUGUAUAAUAGACGUAACAAAUUUAAUCCUCUAUGGAACUCGCUUGUUCUUGGUGGGGUGAAAAACGGGCAGAAAUACCUUGGAGUGGUCAGCAUGAUUGGUGUUCAUUUUGAAGACAACCAUGUUGCGACUGGGUUCGGAAACCACCUUGCGAGGCCUAUUCUUCGUGAUGAAUGGCACGAGGACAUGACCUUUGAAGAGGCUGUUAAGCUACUGGAGAAAUGCAUGCUUGUUCUUUUGUACCGUGAUAGGUCGGCUAUCAACAAACUUCAGAUUGCUAAGAUUACAGAAGAAGGGGUUACUAUUUCGCAGCCCUAUUCCUUGAAGACAUUCUGGGGCUUUUCAGCUUUCCACAAUCCAACCAAGGGUGCAGAAGGAUCAUGGUAGAUCCUCGACCAUAUUCCUGAGCUAUUUCUCUGUCAAAGUUUCACUUUUAACAACCAGUUACCAGACUAGACAUAUUUUAGCCUGUGAUUAGAUCAAUUCUUGGAGAUGGUAAUUGCCUCCGUGUCCGAGGUUAUGGCAUUUACCAAAUUUGCCAUUGGAUGUUAGCAGGAAAUUGGUACUUCAUAUGAGUCUUUUUACUGUUUGAAAUAAUCUAUGAAGAAGUUUUCAUGCA